AUGUCGUAUUCAAGUGUUUUAUCUUAUAGUCCAAUACUAACUCUAACUAGGGUUCCCAGCGACCAAUGCCGCUAUUUUACCAGAACAGUCACUACGUUCUUUCAAACCUUUCAACUUGUAAUAGGCUUAUGUCAGAAAGGUUCAAGCUGCAAAUACAAACAUGAUCAAAACCACAUCAAAUUGUGUCGUCAAUAUUUAUCGAAUAAUUGCCAAAAUAAGAAUUGUCUAUUGUCUCACUCUCCAUCCCAGUAUAAUACUCCCCUUUGCCGUUAUUUCUUGGAGAAUAAGUGUGUCAACCCGCAGUGCACAUAUGAACAUGUCUUACCGAAGAACUACGAUAAACCAAACUAUGAAAUUUGGGUAUGUCGACCUUUUUCUAUUGGUGGUUCCUGUUCUCGUGGAAGAAAAUGUCCAUUCAUGCAUUUGUUUGUUUGCCCUGAUUUCCAAGAAAACGGCGCUUGUCCAAGAGGCAAAUCAUGCACUUUGGCGCAUUCUGCCACUUUAAGUACCCAGAGGCUGAUGCUAUCUAAAGAUAAACUGGAAGCCGAUACGGAAGUUCUUAUUGAGAGUGAUACCGAAGAGAGAGACCCAAUCCCCCAAAUUAUCAAUAGUUACACUAUUGACCCCUCAAUAUUAUUUGAGACUAGCAGAGACGGAAAAUAUGAUAUAUACAUUGACAAUGAUGGAUCUGAAGCAAAGAAUCCUGCGAAAAAUGAAGCAAAUAGUAAUACAUUUAAAGAAAAUUCUGAGUUCAUGAUACAUUUAGAUUCAGACAGUGAACAAGAAAGAGAAACCAAUUCUGCUCGAGACUCACAUGAGAGUGAACUUGACGAUUUACAGGAAAAUAAUGAUUAUAUAGAAUUCUGA
Messenger RNA from Debaryomyces hansenii CBS767, 867 nucleotides. RefSeq lists its product as uncharacterized. Bases 1 to 867 code for a protein of 288 amino acids. The transcript is spliced from 2 exons. The record is from RefSeq and is a predicted model, not a curated record. Lineage: Eukaryota; Fungi; Ascomycota; Pichiomycetes; Serinales; Debaryomycetaceae. Gene Ontology annotation, molecular function: metal ion binding.